AUGCUGUGCUCCUGGCGUGGAAAGCUGAAGCUGCUGCUCGCCACUGCAACACUGGUGAUCCUUCUCUCGUGGCUCUGUGUCUUUGUGGGCAGUUCAGAAUAUGGCCGUUCCCUCCUAUUGUCUCCUUGCUUUGGGGACCGGCCGAGCCAGGACCUGGAGCGAGAGGCCUUGGCAUCUCAGGUGCGCAAGGUGGAAGAGGAGAACCUGCAACUACGUCUGCGGCUCAGCCAGUCUCAGGGACAAGCUGGGGCUGUGGACCGGAGCGAUGGGAGCCAGCAGUGGGCAGCCUCCUUUGAUGAUGGGGACACCCCAGGGGAUGACAGGAGCAACCGCACGGGUUGCCCCAAGCAGCAGAUGGUGCAGAAGUGUGAGCUCCUGCACGUAGCGAUUGUGUGCGCUGGUCACAAUGCGAGCCGAGACGUGGUCACCCUGGUGAAAUCCAUCCUCUUCCACAGGAAGAACCCUCUCCAUUUCCACCUCAUCACGGACUCGGUGGCUCAGCAGAUCCUGCAGACUCUCUUCCAGUCCUGGAUGGUGCCCUCCAUCCACGUUAGCUUCUACAAUGCAGACGAUUUGAAGGCAGAGGUGUCGUGGAUUCCCAACAAGCAUUACUCUGGGAUUUACGGGCUGAUGAAGCUGACGCUCACUAAGGCGCUGCCCUCCAACCUCUCCAAGGUCAUUGUCCUGGACACAGACAUCACCUUUGCCACUGACAUCGCUGAGCUGUGGGCCGUCUUCGGGAAGUUCUCCGACAAGCAGGUGAUUGGGCUGGUGGAGAACCAGAGUGACUGGUACCUGGGAAACCUCUGGAAGAACCACAAGCCAUGGCCAGCGCUGGGACGUGGCUUCAACACAGGGGUGAUCCUGCUGCUGCUGGAGCGCCUGCGCCGGAUUGGCUGGGAGCAGAUGUGGCGGCUGACAGCGGAGCGGGAGCUCAUGAGCAUGCUGUCCACCUCGCUGGCAGAUCAGGACAUCUUUAAUGCAGUGAUUAAGCAGAGCCCAGUGCUGGUGUACAAACUCCCCUGCUUCUGGAACGUGCAGCUGUCCGACCAUACCCUCUCAGAGCAGUGUUACUCAGAGGUCUCUGAUCUUAAGGUGAUCCACUGGAACUCGCCCAAGAAGCUGCGGGUGAAAAACAAGCAUGUGGAGUUCUUCCGGAACCUCUACCUGACCUUCCUGGAGUACGAUGGGAACCUGCUGCGCAGGGAGCUCUUCGGUUGUGCCAGCCUGCCCAGCCCACCCAGAAACCAACUGCAGCAGGCCCUGGAGGAUCUCGAUGAGGAUGACCCGUGCUAUGAUUUCCGCCGGCAGCACCUUAUGCUGCACCGCAUCCACCUGUUCUUCCUGCAGUAUGAGGUCCUGGCCUCACCUGACCCUGCUGAUGUCACCCUGGUGGCCCAGCUCUCCAUGGACAGGUUACAGAUGCUGGAGGCAAUCUGCAAACACUGGGCAGGCCCCAUCAGCCUGGCGCUGUACAUGUCGGAUGCAGAGGCCCAGCAGUUCCUGCGCUAUGCCCAGGGCUCGGAGGUGUUGAGCAGCCGCAGGAACGUUGCCUACCACAUUGUGUACAAGGAGGGGCAGUUCUACCCUGUCAACCUGCUGCGCAACGUUGCGCUGACCAAUGCACAGACACCCUAUGUCUUCCUGACGGACAUCGACUUCCUGCCCAUGUAUGGUCUCUACGAUUACCUCAGGAACUCCAUCCGGCAGCUGGAGCUGCCCCAGCGGAAGGCAGCGCUCAUUGUGCCAGCAUUUGAGACUCUGCGCUACCGUCUUGCCUUCCCCAAGUCCAAAGCGGAGCUGCUCUCCAUGCUGGACAUGGGCUCCCUCUACACCUUCAGGUACCAUGUGUGGCCAAAGGGCCAUGCCCCAACUGACUAUGCCAAGUGGCGGACAGCUACGGUGGCGUACCGUGUGGAGUGGCAGCCGGACUUUGAGCCUUACGUUGUAGUGAGGCGUGACUGCCCCCAGUAUGACCAGAGAUUCGUAGGCUUUGGUUGGAACAAGGUGUCCCAUAUCAUGGAGCUUGAUGCCCAGGAGUACGAGCUGCUGGUCCUGCCCAAUGCCUUCAUGAUCCACAUGCCUCACGCCCCCAGCUUUGACAUCUCCAAGUUCCGCUUGAGCGCUGGCUACCGGGGCUGCUUGCAGACACUGCGGGAGGAGUUCCACCAGGACCUGUCGCGUAGGUAUGGCGCCGCCGCACUCAAAUACCUCACUGCCGAGAGGAGCCUGUGA
This is a messenger RNA of Emys orbicularis (European pond turtle), 2235 nucleotides long. It is a transcript of the gene LARGE2, whose product is annotated as LARGE xylosyl- and glucuronyltransferase 2. The record is from RefSeq and is a predicted model, not a curated record. The coding region runs from base 1 to 2235 and encodes 744 amino acids. Gene Ontology annotation, biological process: protein O-linked glycosylation via mannose. Gene Ontology annotation, cellular component: Golgi apparatus. NCBI's taxonomy places the organism in Eukaryota, Metazoa, Chordata, Testudines, Emydidae. Gene Ontology annotation, molecular function: xylosyltransferase activity; glucuronosyltransferase activity. The transcript has 14 exons.